AUGGAUCCUGGCGGCAAGAGACAUGUUAUGCUUGGAGAGGAUGAUUUGCGUGUCUUUGGUCUUUUGCAGACCAACACGAAAGCAUUACUUUACCAAGCUACGUCAGUAUGCUCAGCCACAAAGACCAAACUUGUGCGUGAUUACGCCGAAGCGAUUCGGAAGUAUGCCAACGCGAACAAGACAAGCACUGGAAUUCGUGACCAGGAGUUCCCGGAGAGCCGUCAAAGGACAAUUGUUCAACAAGCUAUUCCAAGGUCAAUUCAUAGGAGAAGCCAAUCGGCUCUCCUCACAAUCGUAUAUGAAGUCGGAAUGACUCAUUUCCAUCAAAACUUGGAUUACUUUUUGACACCAGGGCGUGGUCCAAACGCCGCAGCAAAUACCCUGGCUCAUUUUUCGGCUUGGGAGGCCACUGGGGAGUUUUCAGAGUCGUUAGACAGCGACAUCAUCACUCAGUUGGUGCAGGAUCAUUGCCUGCCUUUUCUCGACGUGUUUCCUUGGCCCCGUGUGUCUUCUUCCGAUACGCAAAGCGCGUUGGAACUUCUCCGUCGAGGGAUCCACGCCGUGGACCCCCUGGUCAUUCUCACACUCGGCGGCGAGACGAGCAAAAUGGCUCUGGCUGAUUUUGGGCACACAUAUCAAGCCAGAUCUAGGUACCACUAUGAUCGCUCUCGCCCGGGUGCCCUCCAUCGUCCCGGUACCAUUCAUCUCCGCAAUUUUGACGCUCUACCCGACCGGAAACAGGACUGCGACUGGGCCGUGAUUGUCCUCUCAAAUGACCCUGGUUCAUUGUAUUAUUCGGCACAUGUGCGACCAGCGGCGACUCGCCUUUUCUGCUUGACUACUGCAAUCCCAAACCUCCUCUGCUGCUUUCUCACACCAGAGAAGCAAGAGAACUCAAAAAUCCUCGACGACAAAGAAGUCCUGUGCAACGCAUGGAAAAGCCUCUAUCAGUGGAUAAUGCGAAAGAAGUCCAGGUUCUCCAUAGAGACUGCAAUCGAAGACCUGUCUAGUUUUGCACAGAUAGAAAUUACCGAGGACGAUGGACCUUCAGAACCUUCAAAUAGGUAUCGAGUAAUCCUUACUCCCGAGGAGGUCGAUAGCACUACUCUCAUGACACGUACAUCACUAGCUGGCAAGAUGAAUUCGGCCGUGGCCAUUUCUUCAACAACUUUACUUUCCCCCGAGAUGUUGUACCCGAGGACAUUGACGAUGAGCGGUAUUUUGUCUUCACGGCCGGCGGAAUUGACAUCCGCGAUACCUUCGGCAACACUCUGGGUUUAG
This is a messenger RNA of Talaromyces rugulosus, 1281 nucleotides long. RefSeq lists its product as uncharacterized. Lineage: Eukaryota; Fungi; Ascomycota; Eurotiomycetes; Eurotiales; Trichocomaceae. The transcript has a single exon. Bases 1 to 1281 code for a protein of 426 amino acids. The record is from RefSeq and is a predicted model, not a curated record.